Callorhinus ursinus (northern fur seal) is the source of this 3110-nucleotide messenger RNA. RefSeq names its product SH3 binding domain protein 5 like (gene SH3BP5L). Gene Ontology annotation, molecular function: protein kinase inhibitor activity. Gene Ontology annotation, biological process: intracellular signal transduction. Gene Ontology annotation, cellular component: cytoplasm. The record is from RefSeq and is a predicted model, not a curated record. NCBI's taxonomy places the organism in Eukaryota, Metazoa, Chordata, Mammalia, Carnivora, Otariidae.
CGCUUCCUCUCGGCUGAGUCGCAUUUGGUUGGACGGGCUUGUUGCGGGGAGGGAGGGGGAAGAUUGUUUGCAGUGGAGGAGCUCAAUGUACGGGAAGGUAAACUGAGCUCCCCAGAGACUGUAAUCCCGCAGCCUCGGUUCGGGCCCAGCCUUCUCUCUCCAGCUGCCACCACAGCCUGGAGGCGCCUGCCUCCGCCCUCCCGAAUGGUGCUACUCCUCGCAGGCCUCGGCCCAGGAUCCAAACCCCCUUUGCCCCCCGCCUCGGAGCGGUUGCUCCGGGUCGCUCCUGGUGGACUCCCCGUGACGGGCAGGGAAGAACUUUUCCACAGACAAGGCUGUAGCUCCAGGAGCCCCACCGACGACUUGAAUCUUGGCCUCUAAUCCAGUGUGAGGUUAUUCCUCUGUCCCCUUUUCCACCCGCCGAGAAGAGAAACCCUUCUUCUUGCUACCCAGAGCCCAGGAAGCCCCAAGCUGGGGCCCUGGUCCCAGCAUGUCAGUCCUCUCUUGUGCAUAGGGCUGUGCCCUCUCCCCAUUAGCAUGGCUGAAUUCAGGCCGGUUCCGGGGGGGCGGGAGACCCCGCAGGGGGAGCUGCGGUCUGAGGUGGUAGAGGAUGAAGUUCCUCGGAGUCCAGUCGCAGAGGAGCCCGGGAGAGGCGGGAGCAACAACAGUGAGGCCAAAUUGUCUCCAAGAGAAGAGGAAGAACUGGAUCCUCGAAUACAGGAAGAACUAGAGCACCUGAACCAGGCCAGCGAGGAGAUCAACCAGGUGGAGCUGCAGCUGGAUGAGGCCAGGACCACCUAUCGGAGGAUCCUGCAGGAGUCUGCAAGGAAGCUCAACACGCAGGGUUCCCACUUGGGGAGCUGCAUCGAGAAGGCUCGGCCUUACUAUGAGGCUCGGCGUCUUGCUAAGGAGGCCCAGCAAGAGACCCAGAAGGCAGCGCUGCGGUACGAGCGGGCUGUGAGCAUGCACAAUGCUGCCCGGGAGAUGGUGUUUGUGGCUGAGCAGGGUGUCAUGGCCGACAAGAACCGGCUGGACCCCACGUGGCAGGAGAUGCUCAACCACGCCACCUGCAAGGUGAAUGAAGCAGAGGAGGAGCGGCUUCGUGGUGAGCGGGAGCAUCAGCGGGUGACUCGGCUGUGCCAGCAGGCUGAAGCUCGGGUCCAAGCCCUGCAGAAGACGCUCCGGCGGGCCAUUGGAAAGAGCCGCCCCUACUUUGAGCUCAAGGCCCAGUUCAGCCAGAUUCUGGAGGAGCACAAGGCCAAGGUGACAGAGCUGGAGCAGCAGGUGGCCCAGGCCAAGACUCGCUAUUCAGUUGCCCUGCGCAACCUGGAGCAGAUCAGCGAGCAGAUUCAUGCCCGGCGCCGGGGCCAGCCCCCUCAUGGCCCAGGCCAGCGGCGCUCCUCCCCCGUGGGGGCAGAGGCUGGGCCUGAUGGUGGGGAGGAUGGGGACAGUGGGAUCAUUGAGGGGGCUGAAGGUGGGGGCCUGGAGGAGGGCAGUAGCCUGGGGCCUGGGCCUGCCCCGGACACAGACACGCUUAGCCUGCUGAGCCUGCGCACGGUGGCCUCGGACCUGCAGAAGUGUGACUCUGUGGAGCACCUGCGGGGCCUCUCAGACCACACCAGUCUGGAUGGUCAGGACCUGGGCUCCCGGAGCGGGGGCCGUGGGGGCCGCCACCAGCGCAGCAUCAGCCUGUAGUCCAUGCUCAGGGUGGCUUGUUCCUCUUUACCACCACUGGCCCAUGUAGGGCCAGACAGGCUCCAAGCUACCUCUCCUCAGGUCCUUGCUUCCCUUGGAGAGGUCAGGCCGGCCCUUGUCUCUGGUGGAUUUCUCCCUGUCCCUGCCCUCCCAGCUCCCUCCUUGCAGGUGGCAGCUCUCUUUGCCUUACCCCUUCAGAAGGCUUCUCUCUGGCUCUCACGUUUGCCCUCUCCCUGCUAGCUCCUCAUGGUCUGAUGCCGUUUCCUGCCCCCUUUCUGCUUUCCUUCCAUCUGUCUGGCUUUCCCCUCAGGGAACUUGGUCUGGAGGCACAGGGAAGCCCAUCAGAGAAGGUGGGUGUGGGACCUGAGUCCUGGCAUCUUGGGCCCCUAGCUCGAGGAAAUAGGUGUCCCUUCCACCUCCCCAUCUCCCGAGGGGGCCUAGGGAUGCUACAGAGCUCUUCUGGCAGCCCUGUGCCCUAGGCCUUUGUCCCAGCCUGCCCAUCAGGUAGUUGUAAAAUGCACUGUAGGACUGUGUGCCUCUGGAAAACACUACUGAUCCGUACAGUGCUCCCUCCUCAUGACCUAAGCCACUUUGCUGUGUCCUGCAAAGCAGGACUGGAAGGGUACCAGUGUCAGAGAAGGUGAAACGCAACCCCACUGUCAACAAAGAGGACACCACCCACUCCAAAUAGGCUCCCAUGUGCAUGGUGUUUCCGCCAGCUGGCCUGGGCCAUUAACAUUGCUAAGGUGCUAGUGGGUCUCUAACAGGGUCCGUGUUGGGAGUUGGACAUGUAAUGAGGUCCUGAUGGUUGAGGCCCUCGCCAUUCCUGCUGCAGAGUUGGGUUUACUUUUUCUGGGUAGAGGAUGUUGAGCUGAAUCUCAGCACCCUCCUGCAGGGUGGAGUUAGGGAAUUUGGUGCUCAGUUGCUCUCCCUCUCUCCCAAACCAAACAAUAGCUACUCCAGGAUCCCUAGGGGGAAAUGCUCAAGUUUGGCUGCAGAGCCUUCUCUGUCGCCGGGAGGGGUUGCCCUGGGAAAGGGGAUCCCUCCUCCAUGGGGAGCAGUUCUGGGUGUUUGGUGGUGCUCCAGGCUAUAUGGGGGGAAGGGUGGGGAAGCCACGCUAGAUCUGGGUGCCUUGGGAGAACGGGUCCUUCCUCCUUUCCCACCCUAAGAGGUCUGAGAGGUGGACUCUGGGCAGGAUAGCUUGUGCCUAGGCCAUUGUGCUGCUGCCAUCACCUGGGAGGAGUGGGCUUUCACAUGGAGGGUGUCUCCCUGUGCUAAGGUGGUCACUAUGAAAACCACUGGGUUUGAGGUGGCCAUGGUGGAGGGAAGAAAAGGAGGGAGGGCGUGGGCCUGCGUGUGUGCAUGGGCUGGGGGAGUGUGUGUGUGUGAGAGUGUGAGUGUGAGAGAGAGAGAGA